This is a messenger RNA of Hermetia illucens (black soldier fly), 1319 nucleotides long. Its product is annotated as lipase 1-like. The record is from RefSeq and is a predicted model, not a curated record. Gene Ontology annotation, molecular function: hydrolase activity, acting on ester bonds. Lineage: Eukaryota; Metazoa; Arthropoda; Insecta; Diptera; Stratiomyidae. The coding region runs from base 69 to 1253 and encodes 394 amino acids. The transcript has 6 exons.
UGUUCAGUAUAAAAGCCCACAUCCAACGGGUAUUCUCGCUUUAGUGGCGCAUAUAUUACCCUACGAAUAUGUUGAAGUUUGUUUUUGGAGUUGUCCUCUGCUUUGUUGCAUGUGCAUCAGCGGUUGACAAGGAUAUUGCUGAAGAUGCUAGACUGACAACACCAGAGUUAAUAAAGAAAUACGGAUAUCCGGCAGAAACACAUCACGUGGAAACUGAUGAUGGGUACAUCCUCGAAGUGCACCGUAUCGCUCGACCUGGUGCUCAGCCCAUUUACUUACAGCAUGGAAACUUGGAUAGUUCAGGAACCUGGGUUCUGAUGGGCCCGAAUCUUGGGUUAGCUUACUAUCUUUGGGAAAGUGGUUACGACAUAUGGAUGGGUAACAAUCGAGGUAAUCGUUAUUCUAGAAAACAUAAGACUCUCUCGGACAGUAGCAGCAGUUUCUGGGACUUUUCAUGGCAUGAAAUCGCAUUGUACGACUUAACAGCCACCAUCGACUACAUCUUAAAUAACACGGGAUUCAAGAAGACGCAUUACAUCGGACACUCACAGGGAACAACUACUUUCUUCGUAAUGGGCUCCGAGCGUCCAAAGUACAACGAUAAGAUUCUCUCUAUGCAGGCUUUAGCUCCAGUUGCUUCUUUCAUUGACAUUAAAAGUCCCUAUAUUUUGUACAUAGCCUGGAACUUGGAAACAGUUGAUUACUGGACUACCUUGUUUGGCGUCAACGAAUUCUCGGCCAAUGAUGCAGUCAAGACUGAAUCAAUGCUCCUUCUGUGCAAGGACAACUCACUUUACCAAGCAGCUUGUGCUAAUGAUUUGUUCUUGAUUGGAGGUUUUGACCCAGCUCAAUUGAAUUAUACUAUGCUUCCGGUAAUUAAUGGACACUCGCCGGCUGGCGCUUCCGUUAAGCAGAUGCUCCAUUUUGGUCAAAUGGCUCGCUACAAAAACUUCUGCCAGUACAACUACGGGACCUUAAAUUUCUGGAAGUAUGGAAGCCUGGUUCCACCAUGCUACGAUCUGAAGAAAGUUACCGCUCCCGUCAUCCUUCAUCAUGCUACUAACGAUUGGUUGGCGCAACCUUAUGAUGUCAACAAGUUAUAUGACAAUUUGGGUAACCCAAAGGGCAAAUACCUUGUUCCAUAUCUGGCCUUCAAUCAUUUCGACUUUAUUUGGGGUAUCGAUAGUCGCGAGCUCGUUCACAACAAAAUUAUUAGCGUUCUUCAUCAAAUGGAAGCGGAAGAUAAGGCUUAAUGUUAAUUUGAUUUGAACAUCAUGUUUGAGAUAUCAAUAAAAUCUGAUUAAUGUACGGCCAUUCAA